AUGCUCGCGUCUGCCGCAGCUGCACCCCAGCCGCUGCCCUCCUCGCCGCUGAAGAUCACGUUGCGCGAGUACCAGGAAGAAUGCAUCCAGUCGGUGUUGGCCUACCUCGCAAAGGGCCACAAGAGACUGGGCGUCUCGCUGGCCACCGGAUCCGGCAAGACAGUCAUUUUCACCCACCUCAUUGACAGACUCCCCGCCAGCGGAGAUGCCUCCCAAGCGCUUAUAUUGGCCCACCGCCGCGAGCUGGUGGAACAAGCCGCCCGUCACUGCGCCCUCGCAUACCCCGACAAGCACGUUGACAUUGAGAUGGGCAACAACCAUGCAUCUGGGGCCGCCGACAUCACCGUCGCCUCUAUACAGAGCAUCAUGUCGGGUGACAGGGUCGUCAAAUUUGAUCCAGCUCGAUACAAGCUGGUACUGGUCGACGAAGCCCAUCACAUAGUGAGCCAGCAGUAUCUCGACCUGCUCAAGCACUUUGGCUUGCGUCAUGCUGCCGACUGGAACAAGGUCUCGGUCCCUGCCCUCGUCGGUGUCUCUGCAACCUUUUCAAGAUUCGAUGGCCGCAAGCUUGGCACAGUCAUUGAUCAUAUAGUAUACCACAGGGAUUACGUGGACAUGAUCGAGGAGAAUUGGCUUUCCGACGUCGUCUUCACCACAGUCGAAAUCAAGGCGGAUCUGAACAGAGUGAGCACUACUGCAAAUGGCGACUUCAAAACCGCUGCCCUGUCACGCGCCAUCAAUACUGAACACACCAACGAUCUCCUGAUCAAAGCGUGGCUGGCCAAAGCGAAAGGACGUAAUUCCACCAUCGUCUUCUGCGUCGACCUCAGUCAUGUUACAAAUUUAACUGCCAAAUUUCGCCAGUAUGGUAUCGCCGCCGAAUUCGUGACUGGCGAUACCCCAAGCCGGAUCCGUAGUGCUAGGGUUGAUGCAUUCAAAAGAGGAAAUUUCCCAGUACUGCUCAACUGCGGUGUCUUCACAGAAGGUACAGAUAUUCCCAACAUCGACUGCGUCCUGCUGGCACGACCUACCAAGUCGCGUAACCUGCUAGUGCAAAUGAUUGGACGAGGCAUGCGCUUGCAUCCUGGCAAAGAAAAUUGUCACAUUAUAGACAUGGUUUCAGCUCUGAGCACUGGCGUCAUCUCUACGCCAACAUUGUUCGGUCUUGACCCUGAUGAGAUUAUCGAGAAGGCUAGCACUAAAGAUUUGAUGGCGCUGAAAGAACGGAAAGAAGGGGAGAGCAAGCGAGAGAAAGAAGCAGCUGACAUCGCUGCAAGAUCUCUUUCAGCGAAGCCUUCCGGUUCCAUUACCUUCACCGAUUACGAUUCCGUGCAUGACCUGAUCGCAGAUACCUCGAGCGAUAAUGUAAUACGACGAAUGAGCGAGUUCGCUUGGGUCGCCGUCGGUGAGGAUAGGUUUGUUCUGUCUACCAAUGGCGGUCACUACCUCGCCAUUGAACCUACCGGUGAAGAUGGUCAGUCUUUCCGUGUAAAGCACUACCGGAAACUCCCGUCAGGUGUCCAAUCUAAAAGCCCCUACGCCACCCCCAAGGUCGUCGCAGAAGGUGACACCUUCGAACAUGUCGUUCAUGCGGCAGACACUUUCGCCGCAGAAGCCUUCGAGUUCAUAUGGAUUUCCGAAAACCAACUCUGGCGCCGAAGCCAAGCGUCUCAGACACAAGUUGACUUUUUGAACAAAUUUCGUCCGGAAGAAGAUCACUUGAAACCGAAGGACCUUACCAAAGGAAAGGCCGGGGACAUGAUCACAAGAAUCAAACAUGGGACGAAAGGUAGAUUCAAGAAAGCGCAUGCCAAGCAAAAGAACGCCUUGAAAAUACAAGAAAGAGCCAGAUCGCUGCAAGGUCGACUUCAGGGCGAGAUACGGAUUGGUCCCUUGUCCGCGGACACCUUCCGAGGACUCUCCAAGUGA
Molecule: messenger RNA, 1929 nt
Organism: Didymosphaeria variabile
Lineage: Eukaryota; Fungi; Ascomycota; Dothideomycetes; Pleosporales; Didymosphaeriaceae
Gene: irc3
Product: putative ATP-dependent helicase IRC3
Exons: 4
Coding region: 1-1929 (642 amino acids)
Molecular function (GO): ATP binding; hydrolase activity; DNA binding
Source: RefSeq, a predicted model, not a curated record